AUGGAUAACCAAAAUGUUUACCGCAACACUCAAAGAAAACAUAAAAAAAUGAAAAAUGAAACAUCUGAGCAACACGAAGUACAACGACUUCGAGAUCGCGAAAGAAAGUGCAAAAAAAGAGCUGUAGAAAUGCCCGAGGAACAAGCAACGCAUCUCACAAGCAUUCGCAAUCGUUACCAAAAACGUCGAAAACAAGUAACUGAAAGUGGUAAGAAUGAUGGUGAGAAUGAUAUGAAUAAUGGCAUGAAUGUAAAUGAUGAUGCGAAUGAUGGUGUUAACGAUAAUAUAAAUGAUGAUAUGAAUGAUGAUAUGAAUGAUAUGAAUAAUGGUAUGAAUAGUGCGAAUAUUGUAAUUGAUAGUGUGAAUGAUAGUGUAAAUGGUGUUAAUGGUAGUAUGAAUAAUAGUAGUGAACAAAUGAGACAAGAGAGUUGA
Molecule: messenger RNA, 432 nt
Organism: Dentiscutata erythropus
Lineage: Eukaryota; Fungi; Glomeromycota; Glomeromycetes; Diversisporales; Gigasporaceae
Source: the annotation of a GenBank genome assembly